Messenger RNA from Daphnia pulicaria, 2376 nucleotides. RefSeq names its product transmembrane 9 superfamily member 4-like (gene TM9SF4). The coding region runs from base 307 to 2205 and encodes 632 amino acids. NCBI's taxonomy places the organism in Eukaryota, Metazoa, Arthropoda, Branchiopoda, Diplostraca, Daphniidae. The transcript has 8 exons. Gene Ontology annotation, biological process: protein localization to membrane. The record is from RefSeq and is a predicted model, not a curated record. Gene Ontology annotation, cellular component: membrane.
UAGUUGCCCUGUCAAAAAAAGUCGUGUGCAGUCGAACUUGCCAGAGUGCCGACUUGUCGUUAAAUUUAACAAUUAAAAGGUGAACUUUUGAGUAAUAAUAGAGCGCCACUUAAAGUUUGUCGUAAUGGGAACAUUAUAGUCUGUGUUCAAGUUAUCAUCUUAACGAAUACCAGAAGAACCAAGGCACAUGACAAGCUUCUAAGUAUAGAAAGACUCUCGCCACGUCAUUGAAUUAGUGUGCAUAUAGAAUCGACUUGUCGUAGUAGUCGUCAGCAAACGCGAAUUGUGAUUUACUGCACAACUAAAAUGUCGAUGUAUGAUAAUUGUGUGUGUCCAAGGAUCUGGGUGUCUUUUUUCUUGUUUCUAGUGAUGCUUGGUAAAAGUACUGGAUUCUAUAUCCCGGGAGUUGCCCCUGUAGAGUUUAAAAGUGGAGACAAAAUUGAAGUCAAAGCAAUCAAGUUAACUAGCACACACACACAGCUCCCUUAUGCUUACUACAGCCUGCCCUUCUGUCGUCCAAAAAAUGACAAAUUUGAAUUCAAAUCGGAAAAUCUGGGAGAAGUUCUAAGGGGUGACAGAAUCGUGAACACUCCCUAUGAAGUCAAGAUGCUAAAAGAUGUUAAAUGCAAACUGCUGUGCCAUAGUCCUGAAACACCAAUGACGUGGGAGGAAUCCAUGGCCAAAGAUGUAAUCAGCAAAAUUGAACAUGAAUACUUUGUUCACUUGUUGGUUGAUAAUUUACCCUGUGCAACACGAGUCAUCAAUCAAGAUUCUGACAAUAUUCAAUAUGAGCAUGGUUACAGACUGGGAUUCCUCCACAAUCAAAAUGUUGCCUUGAAUAAUCACUUGAAAAUCAUUCUUCAUUACCACAGUGAAGACGCUGAAAACUAUCGAGUUGUCAGGUUCGAAGUUGAAACACGUAGCGUAUCACAUGAAGACAUCAAGUUCAAAGAAGAUUCUUGUGAAUUUUCUGAUAACGCUCGUCCUCAGUACAUCAGCCGUGUGGGAAAAUCGAAACUGUUCUUUACCUAUUCGGUGGAAUGGAAACAGUCUGAUGUGAGAUGGGCUUCUCGUUGGGAUUCUUAUUUAGCGAUGAGUGACGUGCAAAUCCAUUGGUUUUCCAUCGUCAAUUCAUUGAUCGUGGUCUUUUUCCUUUCGGGAAUUCUUACCAUGAUCAUCAUCCGAACUCUUCGACGAGAUAUUGCAAAGUAUAAUCAAGAUGACAGCAACGAUGAAACAAUGGAAGAAUCUGGAUGGAAACUUGUUCAUGGAGACGUGUUUCGUCCUCCCAGAUAUCCGAAACUAUUUGCUGCCGUAAUUGGUAGCGGGAUACAAAUUUUCUGCAUGGCGGUGGUGAUUUUGUUUUUUGCCAUGCUUGGCAUGCUCUCACCGGCGUCGCGUGGAGCUUUGAUGACAGCUGCAAUUUUCUUGUACGUUUUCAUGGGGUUGAUUGCUGGAUAUCACUCUGGACGUCUUUACAAAACUAUGAAAGGCAAAGAAUGGAAACGAGCUGCAUUCCUCACAGCCAUCCUUUAUCCUGGCUUCAUGGCAGCAAUGGGAUUUUUCCUCAACUGUUUCAUUUGGGGAAAACACAGCAGUGGAGCUGUCCCGUUUACAACAAUGCUCAAGCUUUUGUGCUUGUGGCUCUUCAUUUGCUUCCCUUUGGUGUUUGUCGGUUAUUACUUUGGUUACCGAAAAGCGCCUUUUGAACAGCCUGUAAGAACUAACCAAAUUCCUCGGCAAGUACCUGAACAAUUAUGGUAUAUGAAUCCCAUUCUUUGUUCUUUAAUGGCUGGCAUUCUUCCAUUUGGAGCCAUGUUUAUUGAGUUGUUCUUCAUCUUCACUGCAAUUUGGGAGAAUCAAUUCUAUUACUUGUUUGGAUUCCUUUUCUUGGUUUUCAUCAUUUUGGCCAUCUCGUGUUCACAAAUUGCCAUCGUUAUGGUUUACUUUCAGCUAUGUGGAGAGGACUAUAAUUGGUGGUGGCGCAGUUUCGUCGUGUCCGGUGGCUCAGCCAUCUACGUUUUCGCCUAUGCUGUAUUCUACUUUGUGACGCAGUUGGAGAUCACGGAAUUCACUCCGACUCUCCUAUACUUUGGAUAUACUGCACUAAUGUGCUUUACCUUUUGGUUACUAACGGGCACGAUUGGCUUCUACGCUGCUCACUUUUUCGUGCGGAGGAUCUAUGCCGCAGUCAAAAUCGAUUAGAUUCUAAAUUUAUUUGUUUGUUUUAUGGUACCCAAAACAGUGACACUUUCGGUUAUAUCAAUUUAUUGGCUGAAUACUUGGGACAAUGAAAGAAAUCGCAGGGCAAUCACACUGUAGUGUCCAUUUUGUCCGUACCUUCGUCAAUCUCCAAUAAACGUGGUCCGUAAAGAA